This is a messenger RNA of Dinoponera quadriceps, 5306 nucleotides long. RefSeq lists its product as uncharacterized. The record is from RefSeq and is a predicted model, not a curated record. The coding region runs from base 958 to 1656 and encodes 232 amino acids. The transcript has 6 exons. NCBI's taxonomy places the organism in Eukaryota, Metazoa, Arthropoda, Insecta, Hymenoptera, Formicidae.
CGUCACUCUCUUCCGCGAGUCUCUCUCCUCGCUAUCGCGCCAGCGCCAUUUUGGUGCCCCGGAACGUGUGACCUCUCUUUCUCUCUCUCUCUCUCUCUCUCUCACUGCGAGCAAUCGGGCGAGCGAGCGAGCGGAAUUCCGCCGGAGCGGAAUGCAAAGCUGCGGUUCGGAAGCUGCGGCCGCUGCACCUGCCUCGUGGAAAUCCGCGGUCGAGUCGCCGGAACGUCGUCGUCCGGUGGGAUUGCCGGAAGCGAGUUGACUCCCGGGGGAGGAUGCGACGAGGAGGGCGGUUCCGCGAGGCGCAGCUGUGAGGAAAGUGCUCUGACGCGCUCGAUCCGGUUGACAGUCGGUUAAUUCGAGGUCCUCGGAGUUCGCUCGUUCGAUCGACGCGUUAACACGUCACGCUCGUAAACCCUCCGAGGUCCACCGGCGGUUUGCCGACCUCGGAUCGACGUCUCUCCGAGUUCUCCUCGGUCUUCCCGGCCAGCCACCGGCGUGAAUGUCGCGUCGGAUCAACCGUGUCGAAGCGCCGGACGAUCUGACGCGGUGACAAUUUUCCCGUCGAAUUUUCACAUCGAAUCUCCAGUCCUCGCGGACUUUCGGAUCUUCCCGCCAGUUGUGUCACGUUCAAAGUUUGAAUUUCCGCGGCGACCCUCUUCUCGAUUCCUCCGGAAAUCCCCGCGUAAAUCUCCGUGAAUCUUCGUAGCCGACUUGGAAAAAAUUACGUCGAAAUCGUAAUCUCGCCUUAUCGGGACACUCAUUGAACUCGAGCGUAUCUAGUGCGAGCUCGAAGGAGCGGGGAGACUAAGAAAUGGCAGACUGAUCUCGAUCGAUCGAACGUGCGAUUCGACUGGCCGAAGAAAUCAGCCUCCUCGCGUCGCGACGCCUGCGAAGGAGCCAUAGUAGUAGUCGUCGUCACAUGCUGUUAUCUUCGUCGUCCACGGUUUUCAGUGGACCAUGUUGGAAUUCUCCGUGCAGCAUGCUGAAGUUGCACUUUCCACAGCCACCGAGGAUGUGGGAGAUGGGCAUCAAGGGCACGAAAACGACACCGAUCCAUAUUCGUUGUCACAUCUCGAUCCGCCCACCGACAGUGUUUACAUGAUAUGUGGGGUGCUGAUCGCUAUGGUCCUGGUGGGCGUCAUCAUCGUCCUGCUGGCCGUAACGAUCAGCAAGCUGCGGAAGCGCGAGGAGCACCACUCGAGCGCGGGCGCGGUGCACCCCGAGGCGGCGGUGGUGCAGACUGCGACGUCGCCGCCGGCGACGAUCGGCCACCCCGACGGCUGCUGCACGCAGAUCUCCACGACCACCACCGUGUCGACCGAGCUCGGCAACAACACCUGCGACGAGCACCACGUCUACGCCAUAGCGACGACGGCCACGAUGACGACGCCGUCCGCUAAUCCGGUCGAGCCGUUCGCGUGGCAGUUCCCGCCCCCGUACCCGCCACCCCACAUGCCUCCGGCGCAGUACGCGUUGUACAACGACCAGGAUAACCUUGUACACGGUUUACCGCCGGACCGGUCUGGAUUCGCGAAGGGUUUCCGCAAGAACAUCGGCGGGCGCUGGCGUCGGCUGGUGAAGCGGAAACCGGAGUCGGAGACCUGCGCCAUUCCCCCCGAGCUGAAGGACCAGCUGAAGACCAUCUACGUGUACUGACGGCCGCGGGCCUUAUCUGAGUGCACCCAGUCCGGACAAGGGAAGUCAGACAGACGCGGAUGGAAAGUGCAAGAGGGUUCGGUGCGGAGUAUGAAGAGGGCUUGACAUCGCAUGAUGAUCACGGAUGGAUUCAGCUUCGUUGAGUUCGACGAAACGAUGAAUAAGGAUUCGAGGAGGGAGGAGGAGGGGCCUUGGAGGAAGGUGGCGCGUCUGGUCCGGUGACAUAUCAGGAAGUGCCUGAAGAGGAUGCAACCCAAGUGCCUUCUUUUAUUCCACGAGAGCGCCUUUCUUUUAUGAGACUGAUAACGCGAGAGAAAUCGCGACACAUAUAUGGGUGCGACAAAGCGAGUUACCUCGUAGCUUCUGCGUGCGCGUAGACCUUUCUGCGCGCGAGAUUAGUAUAGGCGAGAGCGAGAGAGAGAGAGAGAGAACCGCCGUACUUCGCGGCUAACCGAUUAUUAGUAUUAGCGCGAUCGGCUGGACUGCGUGUUAGGUGCGAGCAGCGCGCGAUUGAACGAUCACGUUCGACUUGCCGGGGACCUCCCGCGGGAAGGAAGAAGGAAAGGAAAAGGAAAGCUGCCUGAAGUUCUCUAGGGCUUGUGUUCUAUACAUAGAACGACUCCUCGAACGUCCCCGGGAUAUUAACGACCGGAGAUCUCUUUCUCAAGUCGGUUAACCCUUCGGACUUCCUUUAACCUCUUUCGCUCUGUGACGAAGUUCGGCCGAACAAUCAACAUCUGGUAGUCGGCCGACCUGCAGUUCUGAGACCCGGUGAUUAUCUCACGGUGAUCGUCGGUAGCGGGAAGAGGAUCGCGUGUUCUGACCUUUCAGUUAUCAAUUUUCCAUUAUGUAUAACAGUUACAACCGGAAGAAAGUUCCGACGGUUCAAGCGUGACAACGACUCUGAGUAGCCUUCCCGGUGGGAAGUACAAUAGCAGUUGGAAGAAUAGAAAAUCCGUGAGAGAAGAGGCAGCUCUCGGUUUUCAUUUCCUUCUCCGUCUCCCGGUCGGGGCUCCCGAUCGCGCCUCGUAACUCGCAGGGUGAGCGAGAAGGCCGCGCCUCCGCGGGGAAUCCAGCUGGGAAGCUUUAAGUAUUAGGAACGAGGUAGCGUGCGUAUUUUACUACUUGAAGUGCAAACUAGUCGUACGAUGAUGAGGGGAACAUGGAGGAUGUUAUCCGCUUUAUCCCUGAACGGAACGAAACAACGUGUUGCGUCCAGUCACGUGCAAAGCGUGUCGUCCGAAUCGAGUCUACGUGAGGCGGCCUCGUUGCCCUUGAAGCGGUGCUGACACGAUCGAGUAGACUCGAUUCCCUCGGACUUUACACGCCCGCGAAUUUCCCCCUCGACGGGCUGGACUGCCCGCUCACCCCGUUGUCGAUCGCCCGUUCGCUCGCUCGCUCGUAAUUAGCUGUCGCCGAGGCCGCCGACGUAGAUAUUGUAUCGAGUGAAAUGUCAAAGGGACUCGAAACCCGCGGGAUGUCGAAUGGUAAAUAGUUCUCCGCUAGCAACACAUAGCGAACAUUGUGUACAGAGAGAGAGAGAGAGAGAGAUAACCCGAUCAACAGGCGAACUGUGGUGUUCCUAAUAUUACGAAAUCCUCGGGGAGCCCGGAAGGGUUUGAAAAAUCCGAAGGGUCUUCCCGCAGAAUGGCAGCAAAAGAGGGAUGAGAUAGGACGGGGGAACAAUAAUGCGCGGCGCCUCGUAGUGGUAAGUUAGGCCAAUUUAAGAUUAUCAAAACUAUUAUUACACACGCAUACCAACACAGACAUAAACACAGUACGGCUCAUAUUGAGCUCGCAACUAUCGCGACGCUGACGUAUUAUUUCACUCGUGCGCGCUCGCGUUGACCCUUUAAACGGUAUUUGACCAAUACCUCGGCGCAGCCGGCGAGAAUGAAGUGGAUAUCGCGGCUACUCCGAGGAAUCGUAGAGUCACCGACGGGAAACGAAAGCAAAGGGAGCGAAAAAAAGGCAAGAAAGAAGAAGAAACGCAAGAAAAGAAGGGGAAAGUAUCUGUCGAAAGUUAUUCGUGUGUUACAUAAAACUAGGCGAUUAUUUAUGCGUUCUCUAUUCGCAGUACGUUUUUAAUUACUGUGAUAAUACGUAAUUCAGUAAUUAAACGAUUAUCGACGAUGUCAUAAGAGUUGCCUCGGUUAGGUCUUUGUGUGUUUUUGUUUCCUUUUUUUUUCUUUUUUUCACUCGUUUCGAUCGUUCUUCUUUUUCGUAAGUGGGGAUUUCGUAGGUAAUCGAGCGGAUACGAUCGAAGGGUUAAGCUUAUCGAUUGAAGGGUUGAGCGGCGUCGCAACGCCAUGAAAAGAGCUUCUCGCGCCAGCGAUUCAUUAAUUUAUGGUAAUCGGCGGAGGAGCGACGUUCGAUUGUGCGAGUCCUGCGGCUUUCACCGAUGCGCGAUCGGUAUCGGCACGAAGAAACGCACAGAAACGAAAACGUGUGCCGCGCCCGAAGAGAGUGUGCGGAGCGAUGAAAAAAAAAAAAAAAAUUCGCAAUCGGAAGUUGCCCCCGGUAAUUAUUCGCAGUUGGCGAACCGCUUGUAAGACCAGCCGAUUUUCUUUUCCACGGCAACCGUUUGCAUUCUGUUACUUGGCCAGUAUUUCUAGUAUUUCAACUUUUUCGAUUCGAAAGCUUUCUUCGCCGAUGCGGACACACACGUUUUGCUGGUGUGUUCCUCGCGGAAAUCCGCAGGCCUUCGGCGGACGGAUCGAGGAGGACCGCGAUCCUCGCUAUAGUAUUGUAGAGUGUAAAUAGGAUAACAAACGACCCGUCGAUUUUUAGAGCUAAUUGUAAGGGCGAAACCGACGAGAUUUCUCGCGACAGCGAUUAAACGACAUGCUUUUGAACGGACGCAACUUACUCUUUGGAAAUCGUCCGACAAAAUUGCAAGAAAGAAACAGGAUCUAAUUUUGUAAACGUUGUCCAACUGACUUCACGCGCUAUGUUACUGUACAUUUGUAAGUAAUUUUAUGACAAUCAGAGGACCAACUUGUUUAAAACUCGGCUUUCGCGAAGUCAGUAGAUGAUCGGUUACCCGAUAAAUACGUUUUGGUUGGGAAGGAAAAAUACGGGGGAGAUGAAACAAAAUCCAACAAUAAUUAUAACGAUUACAACCCGGGUGAAAUUUUCCCAGAAAACACGCGAUGUAAUUUAAUGCGGAACGUAGACUAUUUUUAACUUCUGAAUGCAAUGUCAAUGUCGCUCUCUUCGUCAAUCGAUGUUUAGGAGUUCUGAGCAAAAUCUCCGCGUAGAAUUAAGUGACGGAAUUCGUAAUUUGCAAAACUUUAGUCUCUGUCGGUACGUUAAACCGAAGUUGCAUUCGGGAAUGGUUCUUCUACUGCCUUCGCGAGAUUCGAUUCGACGACGUGACCGCAUACAGUGAAGAUUGUUAUAGCAAAUUGUUCUCGUUUUUUCUCCCUAUUUUGUAAAUAAUAGCAAAUAUGUAUCAGGACGGGGCUGCGCGCUCCCCGUCGCUAGUCACUCAUUCGGUUAAUAUUUCGAUGAAAUAUUGUAGCUGUAACAACCAGACGAGAAACACGACCGGCGCAGCUUUCUCUUUCCUGUCCGAAUACGAAUAAUGAUGUCAAAUAAAGUAGUAAGAAGCUGUUACAAAUAAAGAGAUCUUUUGAUUCUUAAGUUUA